AUGAACGCGUCGGCGAUUUCCGCAGCCACACUGCGCGCCAACCCGACCUCCGGCCUCUCGAGGCGGAGCGCCGGGCGCGUCCCGUCCGGAACCGGCCGCAGGUCCCCCACCACGAGGGCGGCGGCUGACUCCGACGACAUCGAGGCGCUCGAGAAGAGGCUCAAGGGCAAGAGGGGCAAGAAGCAGGAGGGAUACUUCGACAGCUAUCCGACGAAGGAGAGCAAGAUCCCCAAGGGUUUGUGGGAGAUGGAUCCCGCGGCGUGGGACGCCAUGCCGGUGGGGGAUCGCGCGUGGAAGCUGUGGACUGGGGAGCCGGGGAUGAUGUACUGGAUGAACCAGGGUUCGCUCUACGGCGCGGGGAUCCUCGCGUUCGUCUGGGUGCUCUUCCGCCUCGUGGGACCCGCGAUCGGGCUCUACCAGCUCGCGGACCAGUAG
Micromonas commoda is the source of this 435-nucleotide messenger RNA. RefSeq lists its product with no specific name. NCBI's taxonomy places the organism in Eukaryota, Viridiplantae, Chlorophyta, Mamiellophyceae, Mamiellales, Mamiellaceae. Gene Ontology annotation, cellular component: chloroplast. The transcript has a single exon. The record is from RefSeq and is a predicted model, not a curated record. Bases 1 to 435 code for a protein of 144 amino acids.